This is a messenger RNA of Dunckerocampus dactyliophorus (ringed pipefish), 2065 nucleotides long. RefSeq names its product cathepsin C (gene ctsc). The transcript has 8 exons. NCBI's taxonomy places the organism in Eukaryota, Metazoa, Chordata, Actinopteri, Syngnathiformes, Syngnathidae. Bases 160 to 1590 code for a protein of 476 amino acids. Gene Ontology annotation, cellular component: lysosome. Gene Ontology annotation, molecular function: cysteine-type endopeptidase activity. The record is from RefSeq and is a predicted model, not a curated record.
AAAAUCUUUGACUUGUUACUAAUGUGGGGUCCGACCAAGCGUUGUUGCUCGCUACUUCCGCGUACAUGAACGGUAUUUAUCUUGGGCACUGCGGUUAUGUUCUUUGUUUAAAAAAGUACUUUGAAAAAAAAAGUACUUUGCUAAGAUUUGGCUGCGUUUAUGAGGACAAGUGUGACAGAAAGAAGAAGUCAACAGGUUUCACAACUCUCCGUAUUGGUGAAGAUGAAGCUGAGUGGCGUCUUUGUGUGUGUACUGCUGAUUUGUACUGAUAUGUGUUGGGGGGACACACCGGCCAACUGCACGUACGAGGACCUGCUGGGGACAUGGGUGUUCCAAGUGUCCAAUGGGGGACACGAUAAAAAUAUCAACUGCUCCGCUGAAGCCACGGUUGAGAGCACGGUGAUGGUGACCCUUGAGAAGCUGUCCGUGGCCAAAGAUGAGCUGGGAAACAGCGGCUUCUUCACUCUCAUCUAUAACCAGGGUUUUGAAGUAGUCAUCAACGGCUACAAAUGGUUUGCAUUCUUCAAGUACACUGAAGAUGGCCGAAAGGUGACCAGCUAUUGUGACCAUACCCUACCAGGAUGGGUGCAUGAUGUCUUGGGAAACAACUGGUCUUGUUUUGUUGGGAAGAAAGUGAAACCAGUACCUCCACAACCUUACUAUAAGCCGGUCAUGAGCACAAGGCUCCUUCACAGGACUUUCACACCCAACUUGGACGUCAUUGAUGCUAUUAACUCGGUCCAGAACUCCUGGAAGGCUGUAUCUUAUCCAGAAUAUAAGACAUACUCGCUGCAGGAGCUUUACUAUCGAGCAGGAGGACCUGCCUCCCGCAUUCCUGUCCGUGCUCGUCCUACGCCUGUGACAGCUCAAGUCGCCAAGUUAGCUGCAGCUCUACCGGAGCACUGGGACUGGACGAACAUGGAUGGCGUGAACUUUGUCAGCCCUGUACGAAACCAAGCCGCAUGCGGUAGCUGUUACUCCUUCGCCUCCAUGGGGAUGCUGGAGGCUCGCAUCCGAAUCCAAACCAACAACAGCGAGACUCCCAUCCUCAGCCCCCAACAAGUGGUGUCCUGCUCUGAAUAUUCCCAAGGUUGUGAUGGCGGCUUCCCGUACCUGAUUGGGAAGUACAUCCAGGACUUCGGUAUUGCGGAUGAGUCCUGUUUUCCAUACGUCGGGAAGAACACUCCAUGCGGCGUCCCUCAAAACUGCGGCCGCACUUACGUGGCCGAGUACAGCUACGUGGGCGGAUUUUACGGCGGCUGCAGUGAGGCGGCCAUGAUGCUGGAACUGGUCCAGAAUGGGCCCAUGGCGGUGGCCUUUGAGGUGUAUCCGGACUUCAUGCAUUACAAGGAGGGCAUCUACCACCACACGGGCGUCUCCGACUCCUUCAACCCCUUCGAGCUGACCAACCAUGCUGUGCUGCUGGUGGGUUACGGCCGCUGUCACAUGACCGGUCAGAAGUACUGGCGCGUCAAGAACAGCUGGGGCACCGGCUGGGGCGAGGACGGCUACUUCCGAAUCCGCCGGGGAAACGACGAGUGUUCCAUCGAGAGCAUCGCGGUGGCAGCCAAGCCCAUCCCCAAACUGUAGGGCGUGCACACGCAUGGCUUUCACAGGCACAGCAUCACGUGCACUCAUAAACGUUCUGGUUCAAACUGCACUCCCACCACUUCCCGAUGCAGUAUUAUUAACAGGGGUUUAGCAUUUUGAUGACAUUAAUGAGAAUGCAGUCACAAGUCUGCAGGUAAAGUGUGAAUUAGUAAUAAUUUUAAAAAGGGAUAGAAUCAACCUCAAUAUUUUAGCAGGAUGGCAACGCCCCAAAUGAUUUUUCCUCAUUGACUUUAGGGUGGUUAGUACAGACAGACUGUAUGCUGUAAUUGUGUAAAGGGAAUAGCCAAGUGAGGCUACUUUUUAAUAUCUGCUUGUCAGGAUCUUUAUGUUUGUCUCAGGGAAUCAGGGACGCACAGCCAGUCUCCUUGAAUCACUUUCAAACCAUUUAUGUAUGUCUUUGAGGAGCCAUAUACAGCUCCACGUUUUUAAUGGUUGCAAUAAAGGGAUCUCAGUA